This is a messenger RNA of Plectropomus leopardus (leopard coralgrouper), 4488 nucleotides long. RefSeq names its product ubiquitin-conjugating enzyme E2, J1 (gene ube2j1). NCBI's taxonomy places the organism in Eukaryota, Metazoa, Chordata, Actinopteri, Perciformes, Serranidae. The record is from RefSeq and is a predicted model, not a curated record.
ACACAUGACGUCACACGGAUAACAUUUAACAAACAGUUUAGAAAACGAAACAGCGGAUAACUUGAGAAACAACUCCUCAGUAUUCUCGUGACGCCUGCUGUCACACGUCUUCUGUCUCAGCUUCAUACCGGAGCACCGGGGAGAGUGGCCGACCUUCGGUUUCAGCUGUCCUGCUCUUAUUUGAGGACCGCUCAGCAAGCCGGGCUGCUAAGUGUAGCUAGCGUUAAGUAGUUAGCUGGGAGCUAGCUAGCUAGUUAGCAUCAGAAACUGAACAGCUCUUUUAUCUUUUAACAGAGACUUCAGCGUCUGUCAGCAUGGAGAAUAAAUACAACCUCAAGAGCCCAGCGGUAAAGAGGCUGAUGAAAGAGGCUGCUGAGCUGAGGGAUCCCACAGAGCACUACCACGCCCAGCCGCUGGAGGAUAACCUCUUUGAAUGGCACUUUUCCGUACGCGGGCCACCGGAUUCUGAUUUCGACGGAGGGGUUUACCAUGGCAGGAUUGUGCUCCCCCCAGAGUACCCCAUGAAGCCCCCCAGCAUCAUCCUCCUCACGCCAAACGGAAGAUUCGAAGUUGGGAAGAAAAUUUGUCUGAGCAUCUCUGGCCAUCAUCCAGAGACCUGGCAACCCUCUUGGAGCAUCCGAACUGCCCUUAUAGCUAUAAUCGGAUUCAUGCCAACAAAAGGAGAGGGCGCAAUAGGAUCUCUUGAUUAUACUCCAGAAGAGAGGAGGGCCCUUGCCAAAAAGUCCCAGGACUUCUGCUGUGAAGCGUGCGGCUGCUCCAUGCGCUCCGCCCUCCUGGCUCUGACACCCAACAGCAACCCCAGCGCAGAGGACCACAAGGCUAAAGAGCUGGCUCAGCAAAUCAACUUCAAGGCAGAGUCCAGUUUAUCCAGACAGCCAAGUGAGAGCGGAGGAGCAGAGAGCGAGCCGUCCACACUCUCCCAGGGUGACACCUCCUCGUCUGGCAGUCAGGAAGCUUCUGACGGGCCCCAGGCUGAGCAGGCAGAGGCGUCUGAAGCCACAGAAACAGAGGGACCCCGGCCUGCUGCGACGCCCGGUACAGGUCGGCCUCUCAGCCCCAGGCAGCGUCGCGCCCAGCAGCAGGGCCAGAGAGACGCAGCCAGCAGGCCAGCCUUCCCCCCGCCUCCUCGCCAGCCUCAGGAUGAAAGCCACGCAGGCUCGGCGGUCCUCAUCGUGGUGCUCACCCUGGCCCUGGCCGCGCUCAUCUUCCGCAGGAUCUACCUGGCCCAAGAGUACAAGUUCGACUACGAGCUGUGACCACACACUUGGCCGCCCUCACUCCUCCCUCCUCACCUUCAAGUCGACCCCUCCUGCUACCACCCUAACAGAACUAUGGCCAGCUGAAGCGGAGCCAGAGCAGAGGCGGCGGCUGACACUGACUCCCUGCCCUCCCUGCUCGUCAACAGAGGGCUCGGUCUCCGCUGAAGGGGAACUUUCAUUCCUGCAGGGGAGGCGCUCCACUUACCACAACGCCUCCAGGAUGUCUUUUAAUCAAUGUGAAUUUUACUCUCCAGAGUGUCAUGCAUUUUUAAAAACGGGAAGCUUUGUUGUGUAGCCACACACACACCACAUGUACCCUUCCAUAUAGUUGUUCUAUCCUAGGGCUGCCGCUUGUUCCCUUUAUUUAAUUAAAACUAUAAUAUAUGUCAACAAAGUUAUGGGGGAUUUUUGACUCUAAGUAAUUAAUGAAUCAUCAAUCCAUCAGUUUUAUUUGUCACGUGUGAUUAUGUAAGUUACAAUUCCAGUAAAAUGUAAUCCAACCAGUUCCUCCAUUCAGUGUAUGAAAAAGUCUUUAAAUAGGGUAGGAAUAGUAAUAAAUAGAUGUGUAUGAUUGGGGAGUUCCUUGUGGCCUGGAGGUAGAAGGUCUUUCUGAUCCUCUCAGUGCUGGCCUGGUGUAUCCAGUAACUUCUUUCCUAUCUCAACAGGGAGAAAAGGCAGUUAUCUCCUGACCUUGUUCUUGCAGCACCUGGUGUGAGCAUCCUUCAUGCAGGGUAGAGCAGUAACUUUCAGCACCAACCACUCUUUGCAGGCCCUUGCGGUUCUUACCAGGCAGUGAUGAUCUCUGUCAGGAUGCUCUCAAUGGUGCAGGAAUAGAAGUUCCUCAGAGUUUCCUCAGGCGUCUAAGGAAAAACAGCCUCUCCCCCCCCCCCACUGCAUCACCACUGAGUCAGGAAACAGCGCCCAAACAGAUAAUACGGAAUCAUCUGCAUAGAGUAUAAGUGGUGUAAGUGCUAUAAUGACUUUUAUUUUAUUUGCUUUAACUUGCUGUUUCAUCAAGACAGUCACACCAUACCGGACUCGAUUUCAGUGGUGUGACAACUGCUGUUUGGGCUUCUUCAAAUGCACCAGGUGUUUUGGUGGAUUUGGGUGUGGCUGGCUAACACAGUGACACUCCCGAAUCAUCGGAUACAGAUGCUUGGUCAGCGGCUCUAUGCGUCAAACUAUGACCCCUUAGAUACCCCUAUAGCACCAGCUCUGGACACUCAAGUACGAUAUUUUAGUUUCUGCUUGUUACAUAUAUACUACCUUCUAAAAAUACACACCAGCCAACAUAGUUUUUUUGUGAAUAUUAUGCAACAAAAAUAAGUUGGUAGGUUUUUCUUGAUUUGGGUUGGAAUAAGUAAGUUUCUUACAAACAUAACAUGACAGAUGUUAUAUGACAUUCAUUAUAAACUACGCUAUGUUAUUAAAAUAACUCACAGUUGAAUUUUGGUUACACAAAGACUGUUUCCCAUGACUCCCUUUUUUCCUCCACAGCAGUUUGUCACUUGUGGGGUGGAUAAUUGAUCUGUCAAGCAGCUGAUCAAAUCCCAUCACUGGAUUAGAGGAGCAGCUGUUUGUAAGUGAAAGCAAACUUCUAGUCUCAGCAGAAUAAAUGGUAAAGUUUCACUUUCAAUGUGUGUGACGUUCUGCUGCGCCAUCUCUUCCCUAAGUGCGUUAAAAAUAUCAAAAUAGUAUGUAUUGCAAUAGUACACUUAAUGAACUGUCCAGCUCCAAAAAAUCAUUUGUGCCAGCCCACAAAUAAAUGUAUGUGUGCGAAACCCGACACAGGACACAAACAGCCAACUCUGGGGUAAAAGUCCUAUGUUUGUUUGACCCAUCCACUACUCCAACCUCCCACUGUACACAGCCUUUCUCACUCUCGACACAACAGCCGUUGCUCAGAGCGUCAAAUAAAGACACUGCCUAGUGCGUCUCAUACAGACACUAAAGGGUGCCUCAUGGUGUCAGUAUCUUACGCUGAGGGCCACUGACCAAGUGUCAGACGUUUUGAGUGAGAACUGGUUCAUUUGGUAUGAAAUAUAACUCUUAAUUUUCCUGCAUCUCACAUUGUUGAUUUUUAAUUAAUUUAAUAACUUAAUAUGGUGCAUUUUAAGAAUAAAAAAUGAAAUGUCACUGUUGUGAAGAACUGAUGAGCACUGCUAAUCUGAUGUUACCCACAUGAACAGGCAGAAUAUUUGCUUAUAACUCAGUCUGAUGUGUGUGGAGGUUUGUGUGCGGCAGCUUUUAGAUCAGAACAUAGGCUUCCUGCGUUCAGAUGUCUGCAAAGGAGAGGCUUUUCAUGCAGUACAAAGCAGACGUGAACAACAGAUACUGCAAGAAUUGCUGGUAUUCAUUUAUGGAUCAGUGCAGACUGUUACACCGUGUUCUGUGACCACUGUAAUGUGUGACUGUAGGGAUAUUGUCACACUUUCUACCAAUGAGAAGUCUGGAACAUGCCUUUAGGUCACAAUAUGUGACACAGUCCAAUAGAAAAUGUUGCUCUACUUUAACAAGGAAAAAAAAUGUUCCACUCAAAAAUUGUCAGGCACUUGCCCUUUCUUUCACCUUUUUACAGCCUGAAUUACCUUACUCCUAUAAUUUAAUAAUUUUAGCAACUUUUAGAAGUGUGGCAGUAUCCUUUCUACAGCAACCCCUUUGGUCAUACAUUAAAGCGGGAACUCCACCUACACUUCAAAGUCUGUUUCCAGAUAAUGGGGAACACUAAUGCAUUAGUGUAAAAAUGUUGUGUAAAACCUUCAGUCUUCAGAGGUAGCUGUGUGAAGUCAUAUGAGUCAGUGUCAGUUGGGGCUGAAGACUACAAGGUUGAAAAUGAAAAGAAUCUGGGGGUGUCAAGUUCAAAAACAGUGAUCUUAGCAGACCUCUGUAGCUGCUGCUGCAGGCCAGAGACUCCAGUUAGUGAAAUCAAAGUCCUACAUUACAAACAGAAUGAGCAUUUUUAUUUUGUGGUCAUCUCAGUUUGAAGGAAAAGACAUGUUAUGUUUUUGUUUUUCCCCCAAAUAGUAAUAAGUAACUUUGUGUAAAAUAACAUCUGUUUCAAUGGCAUUAUUUGUGCUUUCCCAUGUAUCAGAUUAGGAUCGGGGUCUAUCCUUACAGGCUGUAUUGGCAGCACAACUGAAACUCCAACCAAACUGUCACGUCAAGUUGUAUUAUGGGUAAUGCAACGUGGGGAAUAAAAAUAAAUAAA